CAGAGUGGAACUUUGGGGCUAGAGUUUCAGACUUGCGAGAGUUUUUUUGGCACAACAAGGACGCGCAACUGUGCUCCUGAAGCCUUAUCCGGUCGUGUUUAUCUUUUUAAAUGAUUGUCUUUUCAUAACAGAACCAGAGAAAUAGAACGAGACUUUCUAACCUCCGGGAUGUAUACCACCGGACUCAACCCGUUUUACGCAUCCAAUUUCAGCCUGUGGUCUGCUUACUGCGCCGGAGGCUUCGCCGUGGAUUCCAUGAAGAAGCCUUCGUUCUGCAUCGCAGACAUUUUGCAAGCAGGAGAUGCAGAGAACAUCCCUGGAUCGUCUGCCCUGAUGGUGCACAUGGGGCACCACCAUCACCACCAUCAGCAGCAGCAGCAGCGCGCACAGCAAGCGCACUCCGGCGGCUCUCCGCUGCGCCCUGCUCCCGUCGCACCGGACCCAGCGGUGUUCGGAUCCAGACUCAGCCCGGGGUCUCCGUACCAUAGACACGGACUCCAGCUCACGGCCGUCUCUAGGACUUCUUUCAACUCCCAGCAAGCACCGCCGCCUUCAAGUAAAGACCUCAAAUUUGGAAUCGAUCGUAUUUUAUCAACAGACUUUGAUCCAAAAUGCAAGGAAAAGUCUUCUCUAAGAGAUCUCACCUCCAUCGUUAGCUCCAACCGUCAGUCAGGCCUUCACCUCCCUAUUCAGCCUCCAGCCAGCCCCUACUUCUCCUCCAUAGACCCCGGGAUGAGCGACGCGUCCUCCAUGAUGGGCUCACUAGGCAGCGGCAGCAGCAGACACUCAGGCCAGCAUCAGUUUCAGGACACCUUCCCAGGUCCCUAUGCAGUCCUCACCAAAGACACAAUGCCUCAAACGUACAAGAGGAAAAGGUCAUGGUCAAGGGCAGUUUUCUCAAACCUGCAGAGGAAAGGCCUGGAAAAGAGAUUUGAAAUACAAAAGUAUGUCACCAAGCCUGACAGAAAACAGCUGGCAGCUAUGCUGGGGCUCACAGAUGCUCAGGUAAAAGUGUGGUUUCAGAACAGACGCAUGAAGUGGAGACACUCCAAGGAGGCCCAGGCUCAGAAGGACAAAGAGAAAGACGAGAAGCCGGAGAAAGGCUCCUCUGAGGCCGGGAGCCUGGAGCCAAAGUUACCAACAGAGUCUGAGUGUGAGAGCGAGGCUCGGAGCGACAGCGAGUCAGAGGAAGCCGAUGAGGAGGACAGCGCAGACGGACAUUUGGACAUUUCUGAGCUCAGCAACAAGACCAGCGUCAUCAUUAGCGGGAGCGCGCAGGGGGGCAGCGCGGACGCGAGCCCCACGGACAAGCCCACCUCACAGGUGUUGAUAUGAAAACCAGGACAUUAACAGCGUCCUUCAGCCUCUUUUUGUCUGAAGAGCUUCACUGACUUUAAGACACGUGGAGAAAAAGCGUCUGCAUCCGGAGACAGGUCAGUUCACUUCCAGGGAGCAGCCGGAGGAGCGCACAGGCUGAGUCACUAUCGCUCAGCAUUGCAGCCCAGCAAAGGCAGCAUAGAGAAAAGUGUGAAUCUUAUUAGAUUUUGGUGUUUUUUUUCCUUAGUAUAAUUUUACAGUUACAAUAAUUACCCUAUACACAACCGGUAAUUCAAACCUAAAUAAAAAUAUUUCUGGCUCUUAAUUACUGUCCUGAAAAGUGCUUCAGACCUGAUGAUGAUAAAAAGGACGAUACGGACGAGUAUUUUAUUGUUAAUGAAGGAACCACUCGAAUUAUGUUGUAAAGGAAAUCUAUGAGCAACAGUAUUCGUGUAUAUUUCUUUGUUUUGAUACAUAGAUGUGUUAAUAGUAAUUUGCACUGAAGAAUGUAAAUAAAAUGUUUUU
Cyprinodon variegatus (sheepshead minnow) is the source of this 1842-nucleotide messenger RNA. It is a transcript of the gene hlx1, whose product is annotated as H2.0-like homeobox. The record is from RefSeq and is a predicted model, not a curated record. Bases 169 to 1335 code for a protein of 388 amino acids. NCBI's taxonomy places the organism in Eukaryota, Metazoa, Chordata, Actinopteri, Cyprinodontiformes, Cyprinodontidae. Gene Ontology annotation, biological process: regulation of DNA-templated transcription. Gene Ontology annotation, molecular function: sequence-specific DNA binding; DNA-binding transcription factor activity, RNA polymerase II-specific. The transcript has 4 exons.